This is a messenger RNA of Chrysemys picta bellii (western painted turtle), 4983 nucleotides long. RefSeq names its product amine oxidase [flavin-containing] B. NCBI's taxonomy places the organism in Eukaryota, Metazoa, Chordata, Testudines, Emydidae. The record is from RefSeq and is a predicted model, not a curated record. Gene Ontology annotation, cellular component: mitochondrion. Gene Ontology annotation, molecular function: flavin adenine dinucleotide binding; primary methylamine oxidase activity.
CCCUUUAGAGGUUAGAGCCCCCGGUUAGAGAGGGGGUUGCUGGGGGGGAGCAGUGGGGUCUGUGGGCGGGCUCCCACCUGCCCUUUGCAACCUGAGGCGGGGGGACGGGACACGCCGGUCGUGUUCUCAGCUCCCCAGCCCCGUCUCGCCCCCCCGCGCUGCCAUUGACUGGGCGGCGGGCGGAGCCGGGAGCGCCGCUGUCAGACUCCGGCGGGCAGCGAGGGAGACGCGAGCGGCAGCUGCUCCGGGAGCCCCAGCCGCGCAGAGCCCGGGAGCGGGAGCCGAGGCAGCGCCAUGAGCCAGAAAUGCGACGUGAUCGUGGUUGGGGGCGGCAUCUCAGGUCUGUCGGCAGCCAAGUUGCUGACUGAGUCAGGGCUGAGUGUUGUGGUGUUGGAAGCCCGUGACAGAGUUGGAGGAAGAACUUUCACUGCAAGGAAUAAGCAAGUCCAGUAUGUGGACCUUGGAGGAGCAUAUGUGGGGCCGACACAAAAUCGCAUCCUGCGGUUGUCUAAGGAGCUAGGAAUAGAGACGUAUAAAGUGAAUGAAGUAGAACAUCUUAUUCACCAUGUCAAGGGUAAAAGUUAUCCCUUUAAGGGUGCAUUUCCUACUAUGUGGAACCCUUUUGUCAUCUUAGAUUUCAACAAUCUAUGGAGGACGAUGGAUGAAAUGGGAAAGGAGAUUCCUAAUGAAGCCCCAUGGAAGGCACCACAUGCAGAAGAAUGGGACAAAAUGUCUAUGCAAGAUUUCAUAGACAAAGUUUGUUGGACAAAUGCUAGCAAGAGGUUUGCAACACUGUUUGUGAAUGUGGAUGUCACCUCUGAGCCUCACGAGGUCUCUGCUCUCUGGUUCCUGUGGUACGUGAAGCAGUGUGGGGGGACAGGCAGGAUAUUCUCCACCACCAACGGUGGGCAGGAGAGGAAGUUUGUUGGAGGUUCUGGUCAGAUUAGUGAGAAGUUAAUGGAACGCUUGGGAGGCCGAGUGAAGCUAGAGAAACCUGUAGUCCGCAUUGAUCAGUCAGGUGAAAAUGUCAUUGUGGAGACCUUAGACCAUGAAUCAUACGAGGCCAAGUAUGUUAUUAGUGCCAUUCCCCCAGUUCUUGAUUUGAAGAUUCAUUUCAACCCACCAUUACCACCAAUGAGAAACCAGCUGAUCAGCCGGGUUCCCAUGGGCUCAGUCAUCAAGUGCAUGGUAUACUACAAAGAACCUUUCUGGAGGAAAAGGGACUACUGUGGUACCAUGCUCAUUGAAGAUGAGGAAGCUGUGAUUGGAAUGACACUCGAUGAUACAAAACCCAAUUGCAGUGUUCCUGCCAUAAUGGGUUUUAUUCUCGCUCGAAAGUGUAGAAGACUGACACAUCUCACAAAGGAAGAAAGGAAGAAGAGGAUCUGCGAGCUCUAUGCAAAGGUUUUGGGAUCAGAGGAAGCCUUACACCCAGUGCAUUAUGAAGAGAAGAACUGGUGUGAGGAGCAGUAUUCUGGCGGGUGCUACACAGCUUACUUCCCACCGGGGAUAAUGACACAGUUUGGAAGGAUCAUUCGCCAGCCAGUUGGUAGGAUCUACUUUGCUGGAACGGAGACAGCUACAGAAUGGAGCGGGUACAUGGAGGGGGCUGUGCAGGCUGGAGAGAGAGCAGCUAGAGAGAUACUGUGUUCCAUGGGGAAAAUCUCAGAAGGUGAAAUUUGGAAGUCAGAACCAGAAUCAGUUGAUGUCCCAGCCCGGCCAAUCACUACUACCUUUUGGGAGAGAAACUUGCCAUCUAUACCAGGACUACUGAGGCUGGUUGGAUUUUCCACUUUCUUCACUUCAGUGGCUGCUGUUGGGCUAUUUGCCUACAAAAAGGGGCUGCUAGUUCAAAACUGAGAAAGGUGCCAGCACAAAGCUGUGUACUUGUUGUGUCCUUUUUCCAAAGUUUGUUUUGACGUGCACUUAUCUGUCUUCAAAAGCAGAUCAGGACUGGUAACGGGGGUGAGGGAAAGUAGAGAUGCAAUUUUAGAGUGAGGAUGAGUGAAGGGGUUCAGAUAAGGUAAGGACCCCCUGAACAUUGACCUAUUUUUAGCAUCAUCAUUUGAGGUUCUGAGACAGUGGCGGGCAACCUGCAGCCCGCGGGCCGCACACGGCCCAUCAGGGUAAUCCACUAGCGUACUGCCAGACAGUUUGUUUACAUUUGCACAGUUUCCCGCAGCUCCCAGUGGCCGCGGCCACACAGACGUGCUAGCCACUGCUUCCCGCAGCUGCCAUUGGCUGGGAAGGGCAAACCGCAGCCCCUGGGAGCUGCAGGCAGCUGUGCAAAUUUAAACAAACUGUCUGGUGGCCCAUCAGCGGAUUACCUGGACGGACCGCAGGUUGCCCACCACUGUUCUGAGAUGUUCCACUAUGUGUUACUUCACUUUGAGUUUUUAUUGAGGUCUGCAAAUGAAAAUGCCAAAAUACUGUGAGAAAGCUGUUCUUAUGAUAUUUUCAGCCUUUUGUACACUUGUAUCUAACCUAACCUGAACUCUGAACAUUUAAAGGCACACCCGUCCCUAGUUAUAAGUGGAAUAUUGCCACACUCAUGUUCUGGAGAUCUAAAAGACUUCAGUUGUAGCUUAAAAUAACUUUUGAAUAAAUGUGAAUUGCAGGUGAGGGUCUUUAACAGCACUUACAAAAAAAUGUAAGGCUAAAUUUUGAAAUUGUUGUUUCAAACUAUGUAAGUGCUCAUGAGUUUGUCAAGAGGAAAAUUCCCCACUUUACAUUUCCAAUCGCAUGUUAUGGACUAUGGACCCAGUGGCACAAAAGAGGCUAUAAAGGUGUCUUAAGUGGCCUCUUGAGGAUUCCCCCAGUCUAGCGGCUCUACAGCACCCUUAUCCUAUGUGGGUUCCAUGAGGCUGCUAUAGGUAGUGCCAGGGAUCAAAUUAACCCCCCUGUUGACCCCAGGGAGCCAUGAAGUAACUUUUCUGCACCCUUGUCUAAGCUUUUUGGGGUAGGGGCUCUCUCUCACCUUGUGUUUGUAGGGUACAGUGGGCCCUAGAUCUCAGUUGGAGCCUACAGGCACUACCAUAAUAAGUAAUAACUUUGUCCAGUGUUGAAAACAGCUUAUCUAGGCCAGAGAAUCUAAGCUAAUGUCUACACAUUUCCCCAACAAUUAGUCCUUGAAAUAUAAAUGGAAAUCUCUAAAUAACAUUUCAAUAUGUAUUCCUUGGAAUUUAUGUUGUGUUGAGGGGUGCACCUGGAAUUGCAAGGGUGAUUUCUCUUAUGUUCUGCUCUACAAAAAUAAAAAAAGCCCCUGCUCAACUUUGCUUCUUGAUUCACAUCACUCUAAAUUGGACUUUUUUAUAUGCACAGUUAAUAGAGUUUUCUCCAUCACACCUAUAGUCAUCCAAGAUGUGACCUGCCUCUCAGUCCUCUGUAUUUCACCUAGGAGGAAAGUUAUUGCAGUUCUGCUCUUUCUAAUAUAAUUUCCAGAAGAAAGGAAUCUUACUACUUUACCUUAGCACAAUCAGACUUCAUUAUUUUUUGUAAAAAAGCAAGACAAGGCAAGAGAAGAGCUUGAAAAUCCUUCCAAAUCACUAUGCAUCCGAUGAAGUGGGCGUAGCCCACGAAAGCUUAUGCUCAAAUAAAUUUGUUAGUCUCUAAGGUGCCACAAGUACUCCUGUUCUUUUUGCGGAUACAGACUAACACGGCUGCUACUCUGAAAUCUAUAAAGCUCUGUGUUAGUGAAAAGUAUCCAAUCCUUGUAUGUACCAAAGGCCCAGGACAAUGGAAUUCAGUGUGAGUGACAGCAGCAUGGUUUCCAGGGCUGUAUAAUCAUCUUGUUGUCCCUCAGUUCUUUUCUGGACUGUAAUUGCUUCCAAGGAGAAGUAGUUUCUACUUCCUCAGAGUGAGAGCAGCCAAACUGUGCUUUUUAGUUAGCCAUUCUUUGACAAGAUCUUGUCUUAAGCUUUCAGGUCUGUGACUCCCUGAGUUUCAGCCUGCUAGCAAAAUGGAGUACAAUUUUUUUUCUACCACAUCUCUAGUCAGAUCUAGUUUUCACCUUCUGUGUACCUUUGAAAACUAUAUUAUUAAGAAAUGUACAAUCCUGUAGUGGGAGUUUUGGAGUCCUAUGAGCAAAUUCUCUGCUGGUGUAAACGGACACAGCACUACUGACAUAAGUGAAACACUGAGCUACCAACACUACAAUAUUUUCAGUUGUCCUUUUCUAUUCAACCUUCAGUCAAAGGCUUUCUGGCAUUACACUAAUUAAUACAAAGCUAUUAUUCCAUGCUACAUUGAAUGCCAUUCUAACUAUGCUCCAUAAAAUCUUCUCUUGGUGACGUUUCACACUGCUUGGCUUGCAGUUUUAUGAGGAGAAGGUGUGAAUGAUUAAGCAUAAGAUCGUUGCUUGCCCUACAUGCUUGCACAAGGGAAUGAGGGGGCAUCAAAUGUCUUGCGCAGGCUACCUGCAUCACAACUCUCAGUGCAUAAAAGAGAGCGGCCUCUGAGGAGUCACUACUCCUCCUCCCGCUCAGGUGUGAAGAAUAGGGAUGGGAAAGGUGGAGCCUUGACUAAGCCCCACAGCAAAAAAGGUAUGCAUCCGAAGAAGUGGGCUGUAGUCCACGAAAGCUUAUGCUCUAAUACAUUUGUUAGUCUCUAAGGUGCCACAAGUACUCCUGUUCUUCUUACAGCAAACCAGUCAGCAUAGCUGAGGCAACAUGAAGAGAGGGAAGUAAUCUCUGUGUGGUAAAGGACUGGGGCAGAUUACUUCCCACUCGAGUAAGGGAGGAGCAGGGGACUGAAUUGUGACUUUCAACGUCUGCCCCGGGGCAAUGCAGCUACACACUGACUGCUCCUUGCGCAUGGUAGACUGCUAAGCAACAACCAAGUCCUGUGCUAUCAGCUCCAAAUCCAUAGGUCUGGUGGGAGACUUCAUGAUCUAGCUAGUCAAGAUUUUGUAGGAUCUUUAAAACAACCCCCCUGAAAUCAAGAUUAGGAGGACAGCUCAUCAGCAGGGUGUUAACUGUAAAAGGG